This is a messenger RNA of Dicentrarchus labrax (European seabass), 874 nucleotides long. RefSeq lists its product as uncharacterized. Lineage: Eukaryota; Metazoa; Chordata; Actinopteri; Moronidae. The record is from RefSeq and is a predicted model, not a curated record. Bases 55 to 702 code for a protein of 215 amino acids. The transcript has 6 exons.
AGUGAUAUCAAUAAAACAACAGAGAGAGAGAGACACAGAGUCAUCAGGGCCACGAUGAAGACUUUGUGUGUUGCUGUAGUUGUGCUCAGUUUCUCCUCGGUGUGCCAGCCUGCAUCGCUGGCCUGUGAGAGGUUGCUGAAGCCAGAAGCCAGAAAUCCAGAUCUGACUGGGAGAUGGCGCUAUGUAGCCUUGUCCAGUGACUUAUGUCCUACUAGAACAAUAAUGGAGUCUGUUUUUCGGCCAGCUAUGGAAAUGAACAUCACCUCUGAAGUCACACCGAACGUCUACAGUCUCGGAUUUAAGUUUAAAAUACUUGGGAUGUGCAUCCACAAAUCACAUUUUUCAACAUUUGUUUAUGAGAACAACACUGUGAGUGCUGCUGACAGCAACAAUGCCUCACCCAGUGAACCCAUUGUACUGCUACAAAGUGGGUGUCCUGACUGCAUCAUUUUACGUAACGAUGCCAUCCAUUCCCUUAUUCUUCUAAGUAGGAGAGAGACGGUCACUGCUGCUGAGAUGAAGGAGUUUGAGACACAGGCAAAGUGUUCGGGUUUGCCUGAACCGCAGCUCUUCAUGUCAGAUCACGUCUAUGAAAACUGCACCAUGCUUGAAGACUUUCUACACACAUUUUCCAGUCAAGUAGACAUCGAGAAAGCUCGGUCCCUAAAUGAGAAAAUUAUGAAUUGUAGGCAGCAAAGGUAGCUCACCUGGUUGAGCGUGUACCAUGUAUCAUGGCUGAGUCCUUAACUUCAGCGGCCAGAAUAAUAUCCAGAACGAGCCCUUUGCUCCAUGUCAUCCCCCUGCCUUUCCUUUGUUCUCUACUGUCCUAUCAAAUAAACCCCAAUAAAUGAUCAAAUUGCAAUACAAAAGUAAA